Messenger RNA from Doryrhamphus excisus (bluestripe pipefish), 2435 nucleotides. The record is from RefSeq and is a predicted model, not a curated record. NCBI's taxonomy places the organism in Eukaryota, Metazoa, Chordata, Actinopteri, Syngnathiformes, Syngnathidae.
AUGGCACACUGAGAGCGGGUGCAUUCAAGGCCUGGCAGAAAAUGGGAAAAUAUACCAUCGAUUUAAACGUCGUUUGAAUACGCGUAUAUAUGAUUUGGCAACGUUAAAGCAACACUGGUAAACAUUACAAGCGUAAGUAUAUGUAUGUAAUACCAGCUACAAACAGCAAAUGUAUGAACUCCAGCUUUUAGAAAUGGACACCAGUGCAUUCCGGUAACACAAAUGCAGCAAAGCCCGAGCUCUUGAUGUGCCAGCCAAUGUGACAACAGCUAAAGCUAAGGCUAUUAGCCGCAUGCUAACAGCUCAGUCUACAAGUCGGCGAGUGCCUCUUGUUUUUACAUCUUUCCUCUCCCCUACCGUCCGGCGUGUGUGCGUCUAAACAUGACGACCUUCAGAGCCUUGUGUCGAGCGGACACUUUAAAACACCUCUCCAGUCCAUGCAGAACUGCUUUCAACUUCGACAAGCCUCAAUUGAGCAAGACGUGUACCUGCUACUUUUCGACCUCCAGCCAGAGAAGUUCGCAGUUCUAUUUCGAUCCAACAGAGGCCGUCAAAGACAUACCGGACGGUGCGACUGUGUUGGUCGGAGGCUUUGGAUUAUGUGGCAUUCCAGAGAAUCUCAUCAAUAGUUUACUGAAGACAGGCGUGAAGGGUCUCACUGCAGUCAGCAACAAUGCCGGAGUGGAUAAUUUUGGCCUGGGCCUGCUCCUUCAGACCAAGCAGAUCAAGAGAAUGAUCUCGUCCUAUGUGGGGGAAAAUGCAGAGUUUGAGCGACAGUAUCUAUCUGGAGAGUUGGAGGUGGAACUGACCCCACAGGGCACCCUAGCAGAGAGAAUUCGAGCUGGCGGUGCAGGGAUUCCCGCCUUCUUCACCGCUACUGGUUAUGGCACGCUGAUCCAGCAGGGAGGCUCUCCUAUCAAGUACAACAAGGAUGGCAGCAUCGCCAUUGCCAGUGAAAAACGAGAGGUACAGGAGUUCAAUGGCAGACACUACCUCAUGGAGAAGGCCAUCACUGGAGACUUUGCUCUGAUCAAGGCAUGGAAAGCCGACAGGGCUGGAAACGUUGUUUUCAGGAAAACGGCCAGAAAUUUCAACCAGCCCAUGUGCAAGGCAGCCAAAACCACUAUUGUUGAGGUAGAAGAAGUGGUGGACGUUGGGACUUUUGCUGCAGAGGACAUCCACAUCCCCAGCAUCUACGUCCACAGGGUUGUCCAGGGAGGCAACUAUGAAAAGAGGAUCGAGAAACGCACAGUAAAGAAAACCCAAGAGAAGCCCAAACCAAAGAAGGAUUCCGAUAUUGUCCGGGAAAGGAUAAUACGCCGAGCAGCUCUGGAGUUUGAGGAUGGGAUGUAUGCUAACCUCGGUAUUGGCAUCCCCAUGUUGGCCAGCAAUUUCAUCAAACCAGACAUGACUGUGCAUCUGCAAAGCGAAAAUGGAAUUUUAGGACUGGGCCCAUACCCCACCGACGCUGAAGUAGAUGCAGACCUGAUUAAUGCUGGCAAAGAGACUGUCACGGUGCUCCCUGGAGCAGCCUAUUUCUCCAGCGAUGAGUCAUUUGCCAUGAUCCGAGGCGGUCACAUCAACCUGACAAUGCUGGGGGCCAUGCAGGUGUCAAAGUAUGGGGACCUAGCCAACUGGAUGAUCCCGGGUAAGAUGGUGAAGGGAAUGGGUGGAGCCAUGGAUUUGGUGGCCAGUGCUGGAACCAAGGUGGUGGUCACCAUGGAGCAUUCGGCAAAGGGGGGUAAACACAAGAUAUUGGACAAGUGCCUCCUCCCUCUCACGGGCAAGCAGUGUGUGGAUCGGAUCAUCACAGAAAAGGCCGUGUUUGAUGUGCAUAAGACAACAGGUCUUACCCUGAUAGAAGUGUGGGAGGGACUCACUCCAGACGACAUCAAGGGGUGUACCGGUGCAGAUUUUGAGGUGUCCUCCAACCUGCGGCCCAUGCAGCAAAUAUAGAUGUUCAUCUUUCAGUGUGUUACGUUUGGUGAUCACAUAGCCUACAUACAGGUCAAAGCCCUUUUUAUUAAACACCGACUCAAGCAAUCAGAAGGAUUAGUCAUCAAACAAUUGUAAUUUAUUAAUUCCGGUUACUGAAUAAUCCUUCUGAGACUGCCUUCGCAGGCAGAGAUUAUUUUCAUGUCAAUUGAAAUGCACCUGUAAUAGUGCUUAUGAUGCAGUAACUACACAAAAAAUUGAGAGAACUAUGCACCAAUGAACGAGUUAUUUGAAAGAGUUGCAAAAAAACAUACUCCGUCUCAGGUGAGUCCUCAUCUGACACUCAAUGAAAUGUCAAUGUAGCGUUCUGUCUGUGAGUGUACAAAAGUGGAAAUGUAGGCCAAAUACUUGGCAAGAACCUUUUGCCUUAUAUCCACUCUGCCUCUGCUUUUGUACAAGCAAUAAAACUGCUUGCUUCGGGGAAUAACUUUUUUUGGUGU